This is a messenger RNA of Penicillium alfredii, 1977 nucleotides long. RefSeq lists its product as uncharacterized. The record is from RefSeq and is a predicted model, not a curated record. Bases 1 to 1977 code for a protein of 658 amino acids. The transcript has 2 exons. NCBI's taxonomy places the organism in Eukaryota, Fungi, Ascomycota, Eurotiomycetes, Eurotiales, Aspergillaceae.
AUGGACCAGCUACCCCUUGAAGUGCUCCACAUCAUAUGUGAGGACAUAUCUCAGUCUUUCCCAAGGGGUUUACGCGGCCUGAGCACAGUAAACAAAUCUCUCUAUCAUGCAGCAUUGCCAUUUCUAUACCAAAGAUUUCGGCUGCAAUUUGGAAAUAAAGAGAGUCUUGAUCUCGUCAUUAACAAUGUCUUGAACCACCCAUGGAGUCCAAAUGUUCUCAACUACACGCGACGUCUUGAUGUGAUUUGCCUGGGUGGACCAAGCCCUCCGAGCCGGAUUCGCCAACCACUAGCCUACAAGACUUAUGGUCUCGGACCAUUCCAGGAGACUGAUCUCACAUAUGAUGAAACCGCAGAAGAUAUGCUUCGGCGGGUGUCCCUGCUUGAGAAGCCCCAAUGGGACUCGCUGGUUUCCCUGAUAUCGAAAUUGCGCUCCCUGACAGAGUUCAACUACUCGAUGUUGAAUGUGUUUCCUCGAUGCUUGCUUGAAGCCAUCCACCAAAGACACCCUUUAUGCAAGCUUAACAUCCACACCUUUUUCCUUCCGAGUCUGCUGAAACCUCAGAUGAAUCCUGAUGAGCUGGAGCUCAUUUGCUCACCCUGCCUCCAUUCAGUUCAAAGCACGGGCUGCUAUAAAUAUGCCGAUGGCAUGAAAAAUUCCCAUGCGGAGCAUUUUUACCGAGUGAUGUCUACCGCGCCGAAUCUCAAACAUCUGCAAUUCCGGGAACGGGGCCUGGAUUCUUCAGAUGUCCAGUUGGCAGCUAGUGAUGUUCCCAGACCGCACACAAAGGGACCUCCAGUCGAGACUUUACGCCAAGGGAGCUUGGAAUCUCUCUCGUUUUCUUCUACAGGGAUGUUGAUACAGGGAAAGCUGCGAAACUGGAGUCAUCAGACAGACUUUUCCAAGCUACGAGCGCUCAAUGUGGGCAACGUUACUAUACCUGAACUGGCCAGAUCAAUUGCUCAGUAUUCUUUCGCCCGCCUGGAGAAGCUAUCUUUGACAAUUGAUCCUGCGAUGGAGUGCGACGGGCUUGAAGAGAGCGUUGAAGAGAUGCUGGGGGUCUUGAACCCGCUGAAAAAUCUGAGGAUAACCGGCUAUCUGCACCCAGAAUCUCUGAGGAGAGUUAUUGUCCGACACGGGCCAACGUUGCAGGGGCUUGGUCUUAUGCCCCCUGGAUUGAGCCGAACUCGGAGCCAGGGCCGUCUCACGCACAAAGACAUUGUGUCUAUUGCCCAACAUUGCCCUAGCCUGACGGAGCUGCGGCUGUAUCUCCAACGCUCGCACGGCGAUCAACGCGAGACGCAAUUUUAUCAGGCGCUCGGCCAAUUUCCUCGGCUACAGACACUGGCGCUGGAGCUCAAUCUUGAUUUCAAUCAUAGUCGACAAGGCAGAAAUGCGCCUCUCCACCGGGAGCUGUCUUCCUUUGAGAAGAGAUGCUAUAAAAAAAGCUUAACCAGCAAUUUUCAAGUCCAGAGCGGCAUCAUCAACAGUUCCAUCUGCGAGGACCUGGCACUCGCCGUCUGGGAAACAAUUGCAUUAAGCCAGUCAAGCCGUCGGUUGCGAACAUUGGAAAUCUGCUGCAUGAAAGGUAUCGGAAUGCACACGAGGGUCGGACUAGGAAUGGGCAGGGGCAAGGCCACCAACCCCAAGGCAUUGGUUCACAGCCUCGAGGAACUGCCGCGCUCUUACUUCAUCACGCGAAACGAGCCGGAUAGGUACGGGAGUCCGGCUGCAUUCGAAAUCGUGGAGCAAUCUCUCCCCUAUCCCAAAUGUUUGCAACCGCGUCAUGCGGACACCGCCGAACAUGGUUUCAGAUCGUUGCAGCGCCUCGACCGGGCCUUUGAGCUUAUUUGGCCUUCGCAGCCUGAGCACCGGCACUGGCGGCCUUUCUGGAUGGAUUUUCCCUUGCAGAAAACGGUUCAAGCUCGCUUGAGCAGGGAGGGCAGGUGGCUGACUGAAGAAGGGUUCCAGAGAUAA